Molecule: messenger RNA, 1428 nt
Organism: Populus euphratica (Euphrates poplar)
Lineage: Eukaryota; Viridiplantae; Streptophyta; Magnoliopsida; Malpighiales; Salicaceae
Product: protein DEHYDRATION-INDUCED 19-like
Exons: 6
Coding region: 402-1019 (205 amino acids)
Source: RefSeq, a predicted model, not a curated record
CGAAUUUCCAAAACAAAAAAUAAAGAACGUCCUUAAAAAAAUCCGACAUUUGCUCUUGUUCUCUUAUACGUCAUUACCUGGUCAUGUCCACUUUCAGAGCCACCUGUUUCCCUGUCCUUGUCUCUCCCUCUCUUCCACCCUUAAUUCAAUCGUCGCAUUUUGAAGCUUCCUCUUCUCAUAAUAUUAAAGAAAAAAUAAUAAUAUACAAACACUCUUUUGAAUUAGUCAAAUUCAUGCUUCCAUGGAAUAUAAUUAAGUAAAAGUGUUCAAGAAAUAAUAUACACUGAAACUUUCAUGUAAAAGAUCUGUUCUUUUGUUUUGUUCUCUUAUGGUAAGCUAGAGCUGAAUAGCAAUAAAAAGAUUGAAAACCCAGCUCAAAUUCUUCGUUUUUGAAUCAAGAAAUGACCUCUAAUUUUUGGACAUCUCGCAUCGCCGCCGCUAAACAGCAGUAUGCGUCACCGCACCAUCAUCAGGGCUCCCAUCUAGAUCGUUUCAAUAUUGAUGAUUUCGAGGUAGAAGAAGAGGUUAGACCUGAUUUUCCAUGUCCUUACUGUUAUGAAGAUUUCGAUAUCGGGUCUCUGUGUUCGCAUCUUGAAGAUGAACACUCGUACGAGUCUAAAGUCGCCGUUUGUCCUAUUUGCUCUGUUAAAGUUGCUCAGGACAUGCUAAGUCAUAUUACAUUACAACAUGGACACUUGUUCAAGUUGCAGAGACGUCGCAGGUUACGUAGAGUUGCAAUUCCUAACAGUCAGGCAUUGUCUCUCCUUGGUCGUGAUCUCCGUGAGGCUCAUCUGCAAGUGCUGUUAGGGGGUGGUGGAUAUAGGUCAAAUAACACUAAUGCUAAUGUGUCCAAUGCCUCCGCUGAUCCAUUCCUUUCAUCCUUCAUUUUAAAUUUCCAUACAUCUGAAGCAGAAGAAAUUUCAAAAUCUGUGGUAACGAGUAUAGAGGAUUCUUCUGCAAAGAAUUCAGCACCAUCUCAUAUGUGGAAAUCAAGCGCUUGUAACCGUGGCCAACAUUGAACCUUAUGUGGAAACAUCCAUGUUAAAGUCUUGCUGGCAUCAAUGAACUUCUGUGUAGGAGGUUGGAGUUAAAGCUCCUGCUCAUAACUAACAAAGGCAAGGGUGGUGCUUGGUUGCUUGUUGGUUAAGGGUUGGGGUAAGGCCAAGGAUUUUUCUAAGAUUUAUUCCAGAAUAAAAACCAGAGAUACGAGCACUGCAAAGACUGAUAGAGACAUGCAUACACGGUGCCCGAACACACCUGUACAUUACAUGCAUCAUGCAUACAAUUGCAAGCAUGCACACACGUGUUUAAACAUUCUGAGUUUUGCCAGGUAGAGAGGUGAAUGAAUUAAUUGUAACUUGACAUGUUUAACUGAUAUUUGUUAUUUGGUAGUAGAAUUAAACAAGCAGGUGAUGAUUUGGCUGCUAA